Messenger RNA from Strongylocentrotus purpuratus (purple sea urchin), 2543 nucleotides. RefSeq names its product basal body-orientation factor 1 (gene bbof1). The coding region runs from base 114 to 1721 and encodes 535 amino acids. The record is from RefSeq and is a predicted model, not a curated record. The transcript has 10 exons. Lineage: Eukaryota; Metazoa; Echinodermata; Echinoidea; Camarodonta; Strongylocentrotidae.
UCAUGAAGCUGGUGUACAGUGCAGAAAAGCGAAAUAUAUUUACCAUGAAAUGGCGAUGGAAUAGUCAAUUUUCAAAGUAAUUUUUUGAUAUUUCUAACGAAAGAAGAAACAAGAUGCCUAAAAAGACAAAGAAAGGAGGAAAGGGAAAAGGCAAAGGAAAGGGGAAGAAAGGGAAAAAAGGAUCUAAAGAUGCCUCAAAGAAGUUCUCUGAUGGAGCCCUGGCCCAAGCUAACACGAGACUAUGGGAGUCCAGACUAGUAGCAACAGAGAAUGCCAGGCAAGAGUUCCGUGAAGAGGCCAAGAGGCUGGCGCUGGAGAAUGAAUCGCUCCAGAAGAACAUGCAUGUCUCUGAAAGGGAUACCAUUGAAGUCAUCACCUAUCUCAAGAAGGAAGACCAAACAAAGGAAGAUUUGAUUUCAAAGUUACAGAAGCAGUUGAAAGACACACGAAGAGAAUCAAGGAAAGAGAAACAACAAAUAAUCGAGGACUUCACAGAGAGGUUUCAUCAGCUGGAGCAGGCUCUAACAGAUAAGACUGAAGAGGUCAAGAUGAUGCAGAGUGAACUCAAACUGGUCAAAGAGUUUAGGAGAAAGAGAGGGCAGAUGCAGAAAGAACUUGAUGAGAUCAAAGAAGAGAUGUUCCUAACCAACAAGGAACAUCAAGGACAGCUUCAGAGGAUGGAGCAUAAAUUCUUUGAGGAGAAGAUCCGUCUCCAGCAGGAGGCCAGUCAGAAGAUUGCUGAGCUGGCCGAGAGAGCUCACACUGAGGCUAUCAGCAACCUGGAUGAAACCACUCGGUCAGUGUACAAGGAGAACGUUCGUCUGACUGAAGCACUCAACUACCAUGUGAAGGAAGCGGAUGAGCUGAGAGCAGAGAAAGAUAAAUUACUGAAGGAGAACAGUCAGAUUAAAGGAGAUAGGGAGCUUCAAGAUCAACUCAUUCAGGAGAAAGUUAUUAGCAGCAAGAAACAAAAGAAACAAAUUAACGAGCUUCAGGAGAAAGUUCAGAGUUUGGAGACAUCCUUGAGUCAUGUUGUGAAAGAGUUUGAGAGAGAACAGAAGUCUGGUCAGCAGAUGGCGGGCAUAGAGGCACAGUCCAGCAAGGUGGAGAUAGCUAAACUCAUGAGGACGGUUGAUAUGCAGACCAAGGAGAUGAACAAAGUCAAGAAGCUGGCCAAGACUAUCCUUGAUCAGAGAACUGAAAUGGAGCAGUUUUUCUUGGACUCCCUUGAGAUGGUGAAGAAAGAGAUUGUAGUAAACCAAGCCAAGUAUCUCCGUGAUGCAGCAGUAGCAUACCAGAAGAAGAUGUUAGAUGCUCACGCCGGCAAGAAGAACCAUCCACGCAUCAGGACGUUCAAUCAAGCAGACAACAGCACUAACAGUGUGUAUGCGGAUCUCAAGGCUGCCGAGACAUGGUCUGGGCUCGGAACCAAGUUAGACAUCAGUGAGCUAACCUGGGAGCAGAGAGAACGCAUUCUGAGGUUACUCUUUGCAAAGAUGAACGGAGCCAAGACCACUCAGAGGCCAGUCCUGGACCUGAAACCUACAGGAACACAACGGAGACCCCAAGUCUCUGUUCCAAACAAGCACAUGUCCACUCUUGCCAUCGAAGCCCCACCUGAGAGUGACGAGGCGGAUCAGACGUUCCUCACCCAGGCCGAGUUAGACCCGUCCACACAGCUACCUGCUGUCCAUCAAUCAUCAUCCAUUGUGGCCAUGUGAACAUGCCCCCAAGAUAUCCAGCUACAAUUGAACCCGCCCUGUUUGGAUUUAGCUUAAAGACGUCCUCUAAAGUGUCUCGAUGUGAACAAGUCAUGAAUGCAAGAUAGCCUGGCCCAUUUUGAUUUAGCUUUAAGCCAAUCUCUUAAGUGUUUGGAUGUAAACACUGCCUAGUACCAAUUUUGCAAAUGUAGACUUUCAACAUAAGAUACAUUUAUAAUUCCGUCCUAUCUUCAUUCUGAUGAGUGCCAAGUGUUUAAGUUGGUAAUCAUACAUUGAUUUAAUCAGCACUGCAGAAUCAAUUUAGUUUCAUUGUAUGAACAGUGCCUUUGAGUUUCUAUCCAUGAUAGACUCUAAUACGCAACUAUCUGAGCGUCAGUGUUUACAGUGCCUAAUUCAUAUCUGAAAGAUAUUCUUAUCUUGUUACUUUUAAAGUUGCACAUCUUAGCCUAUCGAUAAGAGCUUCAAAGUCAUGACAAUAAGUUCUAUAUUUAAAUAGCAACUUUGUAAAUAUGAAUAUGUAUAAUAUUUAUGUAUAUAUAUAUAUACAUGUGUACAUCUAAAUGCCAAUCUCUAUGAACAAAAAGCUUUUUAUCAGUGGUGAGUGAUUCUAGAAUAACGACAAAAAAAUUAGGAAGUUAGAUGAACAAAUUAAAAUUUUGGUCAGACUGUUUCUCUAUUCUCUAGAUGCAAUAAUAAAUUAUGGUGAUUGAUAUAAAUUGUAAAAUACUUCAUGUUGUUAAUGAAAAAUGGUUAUUUAGAUGGUUUUCAAAAUGAUUACUUGCAAGAGAGGUAAUCCAAAUAAAUUUGCAGUGUAGCUGUUAA